UCCCAUUACUAACAGGUUGUGAUGUCACUCAGGUAAAGUUUGUUGUUGCACAGUUGGAUCAGUGACUUCAUGGCAGAAACACAAGCUUGCAGCCUGACAGACAGAAAGACAUUAAAGACAGCGUACGUUGGAUUUGUGCAGAUCUUGAGGAUCUAGGACAUUUAAAGAAAAGAAUCACAGGCCGGAGCGAUGGAACAGGACAAACAGAUGGAGAAGAGCGGAAACAAAUCUGAGAGCAUGACGGAGGAGAGCUUCAUCAAAGACCUGUACUUCUUCAUGAAGCAGAGAGACACACCGAUAGAGAGAAUCCCUCACCUCGGCUUUAAACAGAUAAACCUGUACCUGAUGUUUAAAGCGGUGAUGGAGCUGGGAGGAUAUCACCAGGUGACUGCACAGCAGCUCUGGAAAAAAGUGUACAACAUUCUCGGAGGAAACCCUCGAAGCACCAGCGCAGCGACGUGCACACGCCGUCACUAUGAAAAACUCCUUCUUCCGUACGAGUAUCACUUAGCCGGAUACGGAGAUGAGAUUCCCAUCAGGUUACCUCGACAACGCAAACGCUUCCACCCUGAGGACGAGUACAGCCAGGGCUCCAAACGUGCAGACUUCACACACUUACACCAGUUUAAUCAGUACCUCCCACCUGGUCCCAUGUCUCUACCCAGCUACAUGGCCAUGUCCCUGCCCCCUGUCCCUUCCCUCAGCUCUCCACUCCAAAGUAGACCCAUGAUGCCUUACAUCCCUCCUUCAUCGGUGGACACAGGAAACGUUAAACAAUCGCUGGACUUCCUGCGUCAGCUUGCUCAGGAGUACAAAUCGUCCUCCGGAUGGACGGAGCCUCUGAACCUCAGCAAGAAACAAAGCAGGCUGGAGGCAUCCAGCAGCAUUCCAUCAUCGUUCACGUCUAUCGCCGCUACAAAGAAGGAACCCAAGUUUUUAAAUGAAGCCCCUCCACUUCAACAAGGCAAUCAGUCAGGAGUCUGUGAAGCUCCGACUCCUGCACCUGCAGUCAAAACCUUCAGGGUUGAAUCACCUGUGAUCAGCGUCACAUCUUCUUGCUCCAGCAGUCCAAACUUGUGGAAAGUGGCUCCAAGUUCCACUCCUCCUUCUCCUCCACCUCCACCUCCUCCUCCUCCUCCUCCCUCUCAUAGGCCAAAUUACCCCAGCACAGUCCAAACCAAAUAUACUCCACAACAAAGUCUACCAAUGUCCAAAUCAGGAUCCUCGGCCACGUCUCAGCUGAGCCCUGGACCCACAAGCCCUACUUUAGCAUUAGACCCAUACGGAGGAAUGGAGAUCCAAAUCCCAUUGUCUUUGCUCCAGAAUCUGAUCAGGGAAGGUAUUUUGAACACUAAUCAACAUUAUUUACCCAGAUCCAAGCUCAACGGAUCUCCGUCACUGCCUGAAAGAAUGACCUUAGAAACUAACACUUCUGAACCUGCAGAUCUGAGCCUGAAGAACCAAGUGAGAAACAUCAAGAGUGACAUCAGCGUGAAUGCCAGCAGGACGGCUAACGAAAGGCAGGCAGCCGAGAGCAAAUAUUUUGCUGUGAAGCCCUUGCAAGCACCUGCACCUGCACCUGCACCUGCCAAGUUUCCUUUUUACAAUUACGUUUCUCACCUUAAAUCUCAACCACAAAGAGUUUUUCAGGCACAAUCGAUCUGCACCAAGCAAGUACCUUCAACCAGGCCUCAAAUCUCCAGCAUACACUAAGGAUCGACUCUGGUAUGAUGUCAGAACAAACGACAGCCAACUGAAUAAAGUGAAGCUCUUCAUACUUAGCCAGAUCGAUCCAGAGCAUCUGAAACUUCUGUUUACAAGCUGAACCACCAGAGAGGAACCAGAGAUGGAUGAGAUCAGAACAAAGAUUUUGAACCUUGCAAUUUUACAAUUUUGCAUCUUUU
Molecule: messenger RNA, 1904 nt
Organism: Tachysurus fulvidraco (yellow catfish)
Lineage: Eukaryota; Metazoa; Chordata; Actinopteri; Siluriformes; Bagridae
Gene: arid6
Product: AT-rich interaction domain 6
Exons: 6
Coding region: 190-1713 (507 amino acids)
Biological process (GO): regulation of transcription by RNA polymerase II
Cellular component (GO): nucleus
Molecular function (GO): transcription cis-regulatory region binding
Source: RefSeq, a predicted model, not a curated record